This is a messenger RNA of Zerene cesonia (dogface butterfly), 2689 nucleotides long. RefSeq names its product DNA polymerase eta (gene DNApol-eta). Gene Ontology annotation, molecular function: damaged DNA binding; DNA-directed DNA polymerase activity. The record is from RefSeq and is a predicted model, not a curated record. Lineage: Eukaryota; Metazoa; Arthropoda; Insecta; Lepidoptera; Pieridae. Bases 256 to 2631 code for a protein of 791 amino acids. Gene Ontology annotation, biological process: error-prone translesion synthesis; response to radiation. Gene Ontology annotation, cellular component: nucleus; replication fork; site of double-strand break. The transcript is spliced from 8 exons.
AACUUAUUUGGUGUAUGGUUGAUAAUAACAUGUCAAAACAAAGUGGAAUCGUACAACACAUUAAAUUUAAUGAAAUAACAACAAAUUUUUAUGUUAUUUAUAUGAAUUAAAUAUAUAAAAGAAGAAAAUAUGAAAAUAAUGGAAGAAAAAAAGAAUUUAAUAUUAAGUGCGAGUUAAAGAACUAUUUAAAUGGACUAAAAUAUUUGUUAAUGAAAAAGGCGCGUAUUAUUUUGAAGGAUAUUUUUUGUAUAUAAAAUGGAUUCAGAAAAUAGAGUGGUUGUUUUAAUUGAUAUGGACUGCUUUUAUUGUCAAGUCGAGGAAAAAUUAAAUCCAGAUUUGAAAGGAAAACCAAUUGCUGUUGUGCAAUACAAUCCUUGGAAAGGAGGAGGAAUUAUAGCUGUGAAUUAUGUAGCGAGAGCAAUGGGGGUCACUAGACACAUGAGAGGGGAUGAAGCUAAGGAGAAGUGUCCGGAAAUACAGCUGCCUUCAGUUCCUUGCCAGAGAGGAAAGGCUGACAUAACAAAAUAUAGAGACGCAGGCAAGGAUGUGGCUAGAGUUCUUCAAAAAUAUACUUCAUUACUAGAAAGAGCAUCCAUCGAUGAAGCUUAUCUGGAUAUAACGGCAUCUGUGCAAGAACGACUCAGGAGUCUGAACAUACACUCGGUAACAAGCAAUAUGAUGCCUAACACAUUCGCUCUUGGCUAUGAAAGCAUACAGGAGCUAGUGUCCGAUGUGCACAACUACGGUGGUGAUUGCAUGGAAUUCGAUCAGGAGCACGCGAGCCGCUUGCUGGUCGGCGCGGUCAUUGUGAGCGAGAUUCGAGCUGCGGUAUAUGAAGAAACGGGUUACCAAUGUUCAGCUGGGAUUGCACACAAUAAAAUACUGGCGAAACUCGUUUGUGGCAUGAACAAGCCAAACAAACAGACAGUUCUGCCUAAGCACUCCAUAAAUUUGCUAUACAAAACACUAUCCAUAAAGAAGGUGAAGCACUUGGGUGGAAAAUUCGGAGACAUUGUUUGUGAAACGUUAAAAAUUAAACUAAUGGCGGAACUUCAGAAAUAUACAGAAAAGGAGCUGCAGUCGAGAUUUGAUGAGAAAAAUGGAACUUGGUUGUACAACAUAGCUCGCGGCAUUGAUCUAGAACCAGUGCAAGCGAGAUUCAACCCAAAGAGCAUUGGAUGCUGCAAACAGUUUCGCGGCAAAUCCGCACUAACAACUUUGGAGAGUCUGAAGAAAUGGCUCAAAGAUCUCGGAGAUGAAAUCGAGGAUAGGUUAGAGAAAGACGCAGUGGAAAAUAAUAGGUGUCCAAAACAGAUGGUGGUUAGUUUUUCAACACAAAUGCUGGAUGGAAGGGACACCAGCAGCUCCAGGUCGUAUAAUUUUGGUGUGGAGGACGAGUUAUGUGGGGAACUGUUUUCUGCUAAGGCAUUGGAAUUGUUACUGGAUAGUGCGGAAGGAUGCAAGCCUAGAGAUGAUGAAGCAGACAGAAAGUUAAAGGCUCCGAUAAAAUUUUUGGGUAUUAGUGUGGGCAAAUUUGAAGAUAACGACAACAAGAAAACUAAGAAAAUAAAAGAUUACUUCAGCGCUGGCACUUCUAAAGGAACAAGUGACGUUAAGGAGAAUAUAAAACCAAUUGGACACACUAGCGAGAGAACGACAAACGAUAAAAUCGCAGUCGGAAAGGAAUACAUCAUCAACAAAUUUUUUCAACAAUCUGAAGAGAAAUUGAAAAGCAAUAAAGAACUUUCAAACACUGAGAAACCAAUAUUAGAGUCCAGUUUAGACAAACAAGAAUCCUUUUUCGCGAAGUUUUUAAAUAAUACCAGUAAAGAAAUGGACGUAAAAAAUAAAAUCGAUCGAUCAACCACACCGGUUUGUCAUGUCGUUACACGUGGGAAUGAAACUAGCAACGACACAGAUUACUCUGGAUCCACAAUUGACGACGAAAUAAACAAAAGUGUUGCGAUGUUUGAAGAAAAUCCAGAAGACGUUGAUAGAGUCAGUGACAUGAGGAAAUUACUUAAUAGCACGAUCUUACAAAAUGAAGAGAUAAGAGACAGUUUUCAUGAAAGUGAAAAUAAGAAUCCAAAUCAUAAAAAUGUUCCGGAUAAUAAUAAUGUAGAAACAAUACAAUGUUCUGAUUGUGGUAAAUGUAUAACCUUAAAUAUGUUCGACAUCCACGCUGAUUACCAUCUCGCUUUAAAGCUAAGAGAAGAGGAAAGGCAACAAUUACGGAAAGAGAAAGAGAAAACGAACACUGUUGUUGAUAAAACUAAGAAGCCAGAAGAGAAAACAAAGAAGCAAGACAUUCCAAAAAUUGAAGUGAAAUCUAUAGCAAAUUUCUUUGUUAAAGUGGAUGACAGUGCACCGAGUAAAAUGUGUUCCGAAUGUGGUAAAAAGGUGCCGAUUGAAAAGUUCGUGGAGCAUUUAGAUUUUCAUGAAGCGCAGAAACUAAGUAGAGAAAUAAAUAGGCCAGUUACCACUUCAAAUAGUCGAGAAUUCAUUGGACCAGUAACGAAUACAAAUAGCAGACCAGAAACAAAUUCAGCUAAAAGAAAAAGAAAAUCCACGUCACCAAUUAAGAAACCUAAAGUGCAAUGUAAAUCAAUUGAUCUGUUUUUUAGGCAGUGAUAUUUUCUUUUAUUUAUAUGUAAAACAAACUAUAUAAUAAACUAAUGGAUUUCUAAUA